This is a messenger RNA of Peronospora farinosa, 1065 nucleotides long. The record is from the annotation of a GenBank genome assembly. Lineage: Eukaryota; Oomycota; Peronosporomycetes; Peronosporales; Peronosporaceae.
AUGCAGAAAGACAAGUACAUCAUGCUGCGAACCUAUUCAGGCGAGACCAAUUACACCAAGUAUCUUCCGGUGCACUGUAAAUCAUUACCCCACGUGUGCCGCCUUAUCGAUGAAUAUCUGGUGGACUCUAUAAAUCCACAGGUCCUUCAAGACGCAUGUGAACAUGGAGCAUCAAGUGACGACCUCGAGUUCAUUCGGAAGAGGACAGCUCCAAAAUGGACGAAUGUGGUAAAAGCAGCAGCUAGAGGCGGAUAUUUACACGUGUUUGAGUGGAUGUUAGAACGGCAAGACGGUUGUUGUCCGUGGGAGGUUGAUCUUAGAGAUGUUCUUGCAGAGGCUGCUGCACAUGGUCAUCUCGAGCUUAUGAAGUGGCUAUAUAGUCGAGGUAUUGACAAUGUUGGCAACAAAGUGUUUGAUCGAGCUGCUACUGAAGGACAUCUUUCGAUUGUGCAAUGGUUGAACAAACAUACCAGACUUACUGGACCUAGUGAUAUACUUAGUGGUGCCGCUAGAAACGGUCACUUGGAAGUUGUGCAGUGGUUAUACGAGAACGUUUGUAGGGAACAGAUGGCAUCAGCAAUGGCUUCAGCCGCAAUAAAUGGACAUCUAGAAAUACUACAAUGGCUACACCAACAAGUUUGUUGUGAUGGUGUGUGCACCACUAGUAUCAUGGAUGUGGCAGUCAGUGGCGGUCACUUCGAUGUCGUCAAGUGGUUGUUUGAGAAUUGCAACGCUGGCUGCUCCGAGCGCGCUGCUGAAACGGCUGCCUCUAACGGAGAUUUGGCCAUGCUGCAAUGGCUACAUCAACAUUUUCGUGUGAAAUGUCAUUCGAAUGUAAUGGAUCAUGCGGCAAUGGGGGGUCAGCUUCAUGUACUCAAGUGGCUGCACGAACAAGGAUACGAUGGAUGUACAGCGAAUGCGACGGAUGCGGCUGCAGAACACGGACGUCUUGAUAUUGUGCAAUGGCUGCACGAGAAUCGAAAUGAAGGAUAUCCGAAGGAUGCGAUGAUUCAGUUAUGGAUUGGCCAGUCUGCCGCGGCCAUUUGGAGGUGGUCAAGUGGCUAG